Molecule: messenger RNA, 1523 nt
Organism: Anopheles cruzii
Lineage: Eukaryota; Metazoa; Arthropoda; Insecta; Diptera; Culicidae
Product: leucine-rich PPR motif-containing protein, mitochondrial-like
Exons: 3
Molecular function (GO): protein binding
Source: RefSeq, a predicted model, not a curated record
UCUUCCUGUAGUGCAUUUGCAACGGCUGCAGCAAGCAGUGAAAGUAAACUGGACCGUUCGUUGAAGCGUUUGGACGAAGAUGUGCGCAGAUCGGGUCGAAUAUCACGGCGCGAUCUGGAGGAGGUGUUGGAGGAGAUUCGCACCAAUCGCUCGGCCAGUAGCGCUCAGUCGCUGCUCGUUAUCCGGUAUUGUGGCAAUCUGGUUCCAGAAGAGCUUCCAGAAGUGCGGACGGCUUUGGUGCAAGAGAUAUGGAAAACAUUGAAGCACCUUAACGUGGCCAUGGACGUGUCCCAUUACAAUGCUCUGUUGCGUGUGUACCUCGACAACGAGGAUUCCUUUUCUCCAACUGAAUUUUUGGCCGAACUUCAAUCGAACGGCAUCGAACCGAACCGUGUCACGUUCCAGCGGCUAAUCUCGCUCUACUGCCAGCAGGGCAACAUCGAAGGGGCCACCAAAAUAUUGGAAUACAUGCGCGAGAAGCAGCUACCGGUGAAUGAGUAUGUGUUUAACGCGCUCAUUAUGGGUCACUCGCAGGCGGAUGAUCUUGAAUCGGCCACCGGCAUUCUGGUGGUAAUGUCGCAAGCCGGAUUGCAACCGUCGGCCGAUACCUACACUACGCUGCUCUGCGGUUACGCUCGUAAAGGCGAUAUUGAGUACAUUACAAAAACGAUCGACAGUUGCGAGCAGAAGGAAAUCUUCCUUAUCGACAAAGACCUUCUGGAGAUUGUGUAUGCGCUCGCUACGAACGGCCACCCGGAAAACGUGGAUCCGUUGCUGGAGCGAAUUCGGCGCCAGGCAGGCUACAACCAGGAUGCGGUUAAUGUGAUCUUACGUCUGAUCAACAAGGGCCAAGAAGAGGUGGGCUUGAAGUUGCUGCGUACAAUACCACAGGCAUCGAAAAACGACGGCGAACUGGCCAACACAGGCAGCUUUUUGGUACGCCAGCUGGUGCGGGCCCAGCGCCCUGCUGAACGUUUGAUCGCCGUAUGUCGAGAGCUGCAGGAAGGUGGCAUGAAUGAUCGAGCUCUACUGAUCGCACUGGAGACAGCACUUAAGAUUGGUGCGGUUGAGACAAGUUUUGCGUUGCUCGAGGAGCUGGUUGCCCAGCAGCAACCGAUUCGGCAGCACUUUUUCUGGCCCCUUCUUUGUGCCAACAGCGCGAAGAUGUCGAAGGAAGCGCGCAUGGAGCAAGUGCUGCAGGUGUUGCGGCAGAUGAGUGAAAAGUUCAACCUCAAUCCGAGCAGUGAAACGAUCCGCGAAUAUGCUGUACCAAAUCUUCCGGUAAACAACAGCGAGCUCAGCAUCCAAUUGCUCCGUAGUGCUGGCAUUUCGCCGGCAGUGGCCAGCAGCAGUUGUGCGCAUUAUGCUCUGGAGAGCAACAAACUAAAAGACGCAGCCAAUAUUGCUUCGCGCUACCGGGCGUACUAUCCUCCCGGAGUUUUCCGGAAGCCGUUAGUGCAGGCUUUCAAUCAAACGCGAGAUUACGAUUCUUACGUACGCUUCUCGCGCGCCCUUUACGAUGG